This is a messenger RNA of Eublepharis macularius, 8977 nucleotides long. RefSeq names its product solute carrier family 4 member 4 (gene SLC4A4). Gene Ontology annotation, cellular component: basolateral plasma membrane; plasma membrane. Gene Ontology annotation, molecular function: solute:inorganic anion antiporter activity; sodium:bicarbonate symporter activity; monoatomic anion transmembrane transporter activity. Gene Ontology annotation, biological process: regulation of intracellular pH; transmembrane transport; monoatomic anion transport. Bases 175 to 3456 code for a protein of 1093 amino acids. The record is from RefSeq and is a predicted model, not a curated record. The transcript has 25 exons. Lineage: Eukaryota; Metazoa; Chordata; Lepidosauria; Squamata; Eublepharidae.
AGCCGCCGGCUGGGGUUGCUCGCGCCCGCCCGGACUGCGCCUGGAAGGGGCGAGCGAAGGCGGCCGCGAGCGGAGCCGGCCAAGUUCGGCGCGCCGCUUCCCUCGCCCGGCGCCUCCGCCGCUCUCGGCGAAGCCCGCAGCGGAGCCCGGCCACGCGCCCAGCCCAGCCCGGCCAUGGACGACCGGCGCAAGGCGGACCCCCGGAGGAUGGAAGAUGAGGCCGUGUUGGACCGAGGGGCGUCCUUCCUUAAACAUGUGUGCGAUGACGAGGAGGUGGAAGGUCAUCAUACGGUCUACAUCGGAGUUCAUGUGCCUAAGAGUUAUAGGAGGAGGAGACGCCACAGACGACGGCCCAAGGAGAAGAAAGAAAAGGAGAAAAUCACCGAAUACUACUCGGACAAAUCUGACGUGGAAAAUACAGACGAGACAAGCAGUAGCAUCCUCAAGCCACUCAUCUCCCCCGCCGCCGAGCGCAUCCGCUUCAUUUUGGGCGAAGACGAUGAUAGCCCUGCUCCACCGCAGCUCUUCACGGAACUGGACGAACUUCUGGCUGUCGAUGGGCAGGAGAUGGAAUGGAAAGAGACGGCAAGGUGGAUAAAGUUUGAAGAAAAAGUGGAACAGGGAGGAGAGAGGUGGAGUAAACCUCAUGUUGCCACGUUAUCCCUGCACAGCUUGUUUGAGCUGAGGACGUGUAUAGAGAAAGGGUCAAUCCUGCUGGACAUGGAAGCCUCAUCGCUCCCUCAGGUAGUAGAGAUGAUCGUUGACAAUCAGAUCGACACAGGGCUGUUGAAGCAAGACAUGAAGGAAAAAGUCACCUACACGCUGCUCAGGAAGCAUCGGCACCAGACCAAAAAAUCCAACCUUCGCUCGCUGGCCGACAUCGGGAAGACCGUCUCCAGUGCAAGCAGCCCGGCCAUGACGCAUAGAAACCUGACUUCUUCCAGCUUGAACGACAUCUCUGACAAACCUGACAAAGAGCAGCUGAAGAAUAAGUUCAUGAAGAAGUUACCGCGGGACGCUGAGGCCUCCAACGUACUGGUUGGAGAGGUCGAUUUCUUGGAAAACCCUUUCAUUGCCUUUGUUCGGCUACAGCAAGCUGUUAUGCUCGGUGCUCUAACGGAAGUUCCUGUACCUACCCGGUUUCUCUUCAUUUUGCUGGGUCCCAAAGGCAAAGCUAAAUCGUACCACGAGAUUGGCCGCUCCAUUGCCACUUUGAUGUCCGACGAGGUGUUCCACGACAUUGCCUACAAAGCCAAAGACCGGCAGGACUUGAUCGCUGGAAUCGAUGAGUUCCUGGAUGAAGUGAUUGUCCUUCCCCCGGGGGAGUGGGACCCGGCCAUCAGGAUAGAGCCCCCCAAGUCCCUCCCAUCCUCUGACAAAAGGAAAAACAUGUAUUCGGGCGGUGAAAAUGUGCAGAUGAAUGGAGAUACGCCCCACGACGGGGGGAAUGGCAGCGGGGGGCACGGGGACUGUGAAGAAUUGCAACGAACUGGCAAACUUUUUGGUGGCUUAGUCAAAGACAUCAAGCGGAAAGCGCCUUUCUUUGCUAGCGACUUCUACGAUGCGUUCAACAUCCAAGCCCUUUCUGCCAUUCUCUUCAUUUAUCUGGCUACUGUAACCAACGCCAUCACCUUCGGGGGUCUGCUGGGCGACGCGACGGAAAACAUGCAGGGCGUGUUGGAAAGUUUUCUGGGCACAGCAGUGACGGGGGCUGUCUUCUGCUUUUUCGCUGGACAGCCACUCACCAUCUUGAGCAGCACUGGGCCUGUCUUGGUCUUUGAACGGCUUUUAUUUAACUUCAGCAAAGAAAACGGUUUUGAUUAUCUGGAGUUCCGGCUCUGGAUCGGCUUGUGGUCGUCCUUCCUUUGUCUCCUCUUGGUGGCCACUGAUGCCAGCUUCUUGGUCCAGUACUUCACCCGGUUUACGGAAGAGGGCUUUUCCUCCCUGAUCAGCUUCAUCUUCAUCUACGAUGCUUUCAAGAAAAUGAUCAAGCUGGCCGAAUACUACCCCAUCAACUCCCAUUUUAAAGUGGGUUACAACACCCUUUAUUCCUGUACCUGUCUGCCGCCCGACCCAGUUAAUAGCUCUUUAUUCAAUGAGACUGCCACAACAACAGCUAAUUGGCUUGCAAGCACAUCAGCUGAGAUGCACAACGUCACCAUUGACUGGCCAUCUCUGGCAACGAAGGAGUGUCUGAAAUAUGGAGGCACUUUGGUGGGAAACAACUGCAAGUAUGUUCCCGACAUCACCCUUAUGUCUUGCAUCCUGUUCUUGGGCACCUAUACCUGCUCCAUGGCCUUGAAGAAAUUCAAGACUAGUCGCUAUUUCCCAACCACUGCACGGAAGUUAAUCAGUGACUUUGCUAUCAUCCUUUCCAUUCUAAUAUUCUGUGGGAUAGACGCCCUGAUAGGUGUGGAUACACCAAAACUCCUUGUGCCAAGUGAAUUCAAGCCAACAAGCCCCAACCGAGGCUGGUUUGUCCCACCGUUUGGAGGGAACCCCUGGUGGGUGUACCUGGCGGCGGCCCUUCCUGCUCUGCUGGUGACCAUUCUCAUCUUCAUGGACCAGCAAAUCACGGCCGUCAUCGUCAACCGGAAAGAGCACAAACUCAAGAAAGGUGCUGGCUAUCAUCUGGACCUCUUCUGGGUGGCUGUUUUGAUGAUUAUAUGUUCCUUCAUGGGCCUGCCCUGGUACGUUGCUGCUACCGUGAUCUCAAUUGCGCACAUUGACAGCUUGAAGAUGGAGACGGAGACAUCGGCGCCAGGAGAGCAGCCCAAAUUCCUGGGAGUCAGGGAGCAGAGAGUGACUGGGGUGAUCGUGUUUGUUCUGACUGGCGUUUCAGUCUUCAUGGCUCCCAUCUUGAAGUUUAUUCCCAUGCCUGUACUCUAUGGAGUGUUUCUUUAUAUGGGCGUCGCUUCUCUUAAUGGAGUGCAGUUCAUGGAUCGUCUGAAGCUGCUGCUGAUGCCUCUGAAACACCAGCCUGACUUUAUCUACCUGCGCCACGUCCCCCUCCGCCGGGUGCACCUCUUCACUUUCCUCCAGGUGGUUUGCUUGGCUCUCCUUUGGAUCCUAAAGUCUACAGUGGCUGCCAUCGUAUUCCCAGUCAUGAUCUUGGCACUGGUGGCAGUCCGAAAGGCCAUGGACUACCUCUUCUCUCAGCAUGACCUCAGUUUCCUUGACGAUGUCAUUCCCGAGAAGGAUAAGAAGAAGAAAGAAGACGAGAAGAAGAAAAAGAAGAAGAAGAGCAGCCUCGAUAGCGAUAAUGAUGACGAGAAAAAUCACCAACAUUCCUUGAACGACAUACAUCAUGCUGAUAAAUUCCCUUACCUCCACUCUCACACAAUGCCAAGCCCUCCACGAACUCCGGUGAAAGUCGUGCCUCAAAUUAGAAUAGAGCUUGACCCUGAAGAUGGUGUUUUUUUCUGGAGGAGCAAGGGAACAGAAACAACUUUGUAAUUUGUUCGCUAAUCUUCUGCUGAACUGGCUUUUUACUUUGUUUUUUUGUUGCUGGUUAACUUGCAUUACUAGCCCAAUACUCAGUUGCUCUAAAUCCAGGGCACAUUGACCUCCCUUUCCUUCUUAGUUUUCUCCCAUUCCCUCUUCUUUUAGGGGGUGGGGUAUCUUUUUCUGCUCACUCCGUUUCUUUACUUCAUUCUGACCAAGACACUUCUGGUUUUGCCUUUUCAGUCACAUGCAUACCUAUACCUCUCUCGAGGAGAGGGCAGAAGUAUUAAGGAUAUAUUAUCACAGCUUCGCGAGAUGAGUGCAAAACUUGACUGUUAUUUUAUUAAGGUGCAAAUCAUUGUUUUUUCUUUAAUUUUUUUUUCUCUAGUAGAACAAACCUGAACUCUGGGCUAACUUAGCAUCUCUUAGUUCUCCACUCCUGCAAAAUGCUGCUAAUCUUAACAUGCUGUUAAUGUCAGUCACUGCUACUUUGGGUAAUUUUGAAGAAGGGGGAUGGAACGGUACAUCCCCGCACAGAAAGAACAUUUUUUUGCCAUCACAGUAGUGAGUGUGCGGAAUCGCCCCCUCUCCUAUGCAACUUUUAUUCUGUAAUAUUUUAAUGGACUUUUUACCGGUUGGCUACUUUGAUGAGUGUUACUUUAUUUUUUUUCCUAGAUUUUUUUGUUUUGUUUUAAAUUAUGGGGGCCUAACCUGCGACUUACAUUUUUUUGUCAAUUUUUUAACCUUUUUAAAAAAUUACUGUAAAGAAAAUGAAUUUUUUUUCCUGCAGCAGGAAGUGUAUAGUUUUGUGUAGUUCUACCUCUUAUUUCUAGAUGUUGGACUUUCUCUUUAAAAAGGAAAAAAAAGAAGAAAAAAGAUUUAAUAAUAAUUGUAUAGAAUGGUAUAUAAUGUGAUUUUUACAAAAACAAAAUCCAGAAAAAAAACACACACACAAUCUCAAGAGUAUGGCAUAGAACUGAAAUCAGCUAUCUUUAUAUUUUACUUUGAAAAUGUCUCUAUCCUUUCCUUUUCUUUCUCUCUUCUGUUUUUAUUUUCCCUUAACAAUCUGAUCACACAUCAAGUGAAUCAGGGCAUGGAUUUAAUGGACACCUGAUUGGAGGUGGAAUCUGUUUGGCACAACCAGCACAAUCCGCCCCAAGCCACUGCCAUUGUGUUGCCUCUUCGAGUUGCUCUCCCAGAAUUUGUCAUAUGAGCAGAGGCAGACUGCAGCCACAUACUGAUUUCAUAUUGAGUAUUGUUAUUGUCAUUCCCUCAAACUUACCUUGCUCUUUCUCCCUCUUUGUGUCCAUGUGUGCUGCUCUCCUUGCAGAUUUCAACCAAUCCACUCUCUUGUGAUGUGUAUUUUCCCCAUGCUGUAUUUUGUCACUUUGCUGGUUGGAGAGACCACAUCACAGAAAACACCCUCCUCUGUGUAGGAAACUGCUAUGUCAGGGAGAACUGAUCUGAGUAUCUCCUUUGCAUGCUAGUUUUCCAUGCCCAGGGAAAACGCUUUUUGGGGUGGGGGGUGGGGGGGAGAAUUUAAAAAACAAAAUCUUCCACUUUGGGUGUGUAGCUGAAGAAUCCUGGGAAUGCUACGCCGCUUGAGCCUUCGGCAGGCGUAGAUCAACUUUGAAUCAAUGUUUGUGCGCAGAGGUUAAAAAGCAGUGUUGCUGUCAAAAGCAGCGGUCAGAAAUGUAUCUCCUACCACUCCAGUUGCUCCCUGAAAGGUCUUUAGCAACACUGACCUUGCAGAGGAGCAUUGCAGUCAAUGACCACAAUUCAAGAGGCCCCCUGUUAGGUGCUAGCAACAGCUAAGGUGCAUGUAUUGUGUUUUUCAUCCCCCUCCCACCCCCGUAGCAGCUACCUGUUUUGCACCAGACACUCUAAAACUGUCCUAAUAUAUCUCAGCUCAGCAACAUGAGUAGUAUUGGACAGAGCCCACAACAUGGGCCACUUCCACAAAAUCACGUAAAACUCACAGCACGACGGCAUCUUCAUGACGUGAUAUCCCAUCAUGAUUCCAUUUCAUGGCGCGAUUUCUGACGUAAUCGUGCCACGAAACGGAGUCAUGAUGGGAAAUUGCGCCAUGAAGAUGCCGUCGUUCUGUGAGUUUUGUGCGAUUUUGCACAAAGGGGAAAGACGUGUGGAAACGGCCAUGCUGUCCUUGAUAGGCAGGCUGCAAGUCUGUUGGUGCCUGCCCUCUCAAACAACGGUCCCGUACUUCAGCAGUCCAAAUGUGUGCAACUAAAAGGUGUGCUCGCACCUGCACUCUCAAACAGCAUUCUACUGCAGCACAGAAAGCAUGUCACUGUGAUGCCCUCCUCGCUGCCAAUUAAGCAGAGACUCCUCCAGGUCUAGUUAUGAAAGAGUAUGAUGUACAUUGGAUUCCUCAGCAUAUCGACAAGGUGAAUGGUACAAAAAUGAAGUAUGUCUUUGCUUGACUGAACACCGGUUCAAGACUGCGGGUGCGAGCACACCCUUUGCUAAACUUUGGGCACAUCUUCUGGUUGAGAGCACCUCAGAGUUCUCACCAAAGCAAAAAGUCUAUGGGAAACGAGCACAAAAGUAAGCGGAGAAUUUUGAAACCGUAGAUGGUAGUCUGCAAACGCAUUUUCUCUCUCACGCAAGCGCACACGCACUCUCUCCAUCGCUUAGUUCCCCAAUUCUCUCCUGUUAAGGUCUUCCAUGGUUGAGCCUUGUGAUGUGUACUUGAAUUCACGGUGGUAUAAUUUGACCGUUGAAAAGGAGAUUCCGUGCAAUGGCUUGUUGUAUAGAGCAUGUCAUGACAUAGUUUGGGGAGGAGACAAAUAUUUCUAUUGUAAUAAUUUAUACCACUUAAUUUGGGGGGAGGGAACUGAGAGACAAGAGCCUGAGAUGUUACAUUUCAAGAGUUCCUGGCAUUAGUAGCACUUGAUUUUUUUUUUGAACUACCAGCACUAAGGAUGUAUCUACACUGCACUUUUAUUAGGUUUUAUAUCAGUUUAACUGCCAUGGUUUUGCUCAUCCCAUCCGUAGAAUCUUGGGGACUAAUUAGGCGAGCAUGCUGAGAAUUCUCUAUGAGAGAUCCCGGUCUCCCCUAUGACAGAACUAUAAUUCCCAGAAUUCCUUGCAGUGAUGGGAUGACUGUAAGAUAAAUUGUGUAGAUACUCCCUAAACAACCGAGUUGUAGAAAGGGGGCCAUUUGCUUAGCAUCUGGCUUCUGUAAAGAGAGAUGUUGAAAAAGUUUGGCUCCAGGGUAAUUAAAACAGUUGCCAGCAUUGAUCUCUGAAGUGACAGGUGUCCUCUUUUUUAGACGUGCAAACUUUGGGACAUAGCUUGCGAACAGAACAAAGUUUGUUGCUUGAACUGAGUCUGAAAACAGCUGUUUGAAAUAUAAUCUUGUGUAUGGUGCACUUUCUCAGAAUUUAGGGCAUUGCACCAUAAAAUGUCUAAGCCGACUCAGCAGCUUUCCCCCCAAAUUAGAAGAUAAUACAGAUAUCUGCAUGUACUGGGCCACCAUUUAAUGGGAAGGGGAGAAUAGCAAGUUUUUGGAGUACAUAAAGCUAUUCUGAUUCCUACCUGAAGAAAGUUUCUGUGCCGCUUGCAGUACCCAACCAGCUGUCUGUCUGCACACACACCCCGCCCUGGAACAAAAAACAGCUUAUGGGACGGAAACAAAUGUAGAUAAGGAAAAUAUUGGGAGGGAAAGGGUUAAAUACUGCUGCUUUGGGCACCAUAACUCCAGAUCAGUUCAUCCCCCAAUUACUUUGCAGUUACAAACAAAGAACCCUGGAGGCGAACCUCAUUUUGGAUCUCUUCCAUUGCAUCUAGGUCAGACCUUAGAUGUUUUGGAUCCUCUAACUCUUGUGUGCAAUGCACAGCUGUGUUAAUAAUUUUGCCAUUGACUUCCAUGGGAUAUGAGUUGAAGUCCUUAGAGCUCCAAUGCACUUUCUCAGUCUUUGGCAUCACAUCUUGUGUAAUGUCUACAUGUAUUUAUAAUCAGAAUCUUUUUUUUAACAUCCCCCCCCCCGGAGGUAUGAGUUUGCAUUUUAUCUUGGAGUUCCACUGACAAGCUAAUUGAUAGUCAUGGAGUCCUUCAAACCGUGAAUUAUAGGAAGAGCCAACCUCUCCUGCUCUCCUGACUCGCUAACCUGUCCCGUUGGCUAGUGGCUCCCCGAUCCCAAGCACUAAACAGACAAGUGCACCCAGCUCACAGUUAAGUAUGGCAGCCAGGAAAUGGAGACAGACUGUGGCUCAGUGAUAGAGCAUCUGCUUGGCCCGCAGAAGGUGCCAGGUUCAAUACUUGUCAUCUGUUUAAAAGAUCAGAUGGUUUCAGCAGCGCUCCCGUGCUCCACAGCGGCCCGAUCUGGCCUGAUUUGGCCUGAUUUGGACCUGGAUCGGGGCUGCAGGAGUGCGCUGCACCACCCAGGAGCGUGCCCCCCCCCGGGAGGUGUAUUCCUCCCACGCCAGCCAGGUAAGCAGGGGCAGAGGGUGGAGGGACUGGCAACCCUAAUACUGACUGAUGAACCAAAGGUCUGAUUCAGUAGAAGGCAGCUUCAUAUCUUCACCUGGAGACUGGCAACUGAGGGUGGUGGCAGAUGCCUGGUUGUGUUCUGCCUCUCCACUCACCUGAGUGGAGCAUUCUUCUUCUUCUGUAGGAUGGACAUAUACUCAGCUGAGAGGAGUGGCAAGAAUCAACCCUCUGUGUGUGGGGAGGGUGUCAUCCCAAAGUAUUCAUUAUUAGCACUUAGGGUAUUAAACUCUUAAGCAUUCACCUUGCCAAUGUAAAAUAGGAUAGCUUUCAUUUAAAACCAGAACUUUGCAUUGUGGACGACUCACCUUUUUCUUUCUUUGUGGAAGUGGCAGGAAAGGCAGUGGAAAGGACACAGUGGACCUUUUGUGACCCAUGUAAUCUCCCUGUGGACUAGGGCCAUAGAAAGAGGUGCUGUUUAGACCAACUUCCUAGCCAAACUCUGCUCAGAGAUUUCUGCUCAGGGCCAGUGUUGAGUGAAACUUCGGAAGAGUCAGAGAUAACUUUGUCCCACACCUACAAUGUGAGCUUAUGGUUGUCUGUCCCUCUUUACCUCCCUCCCUUCUUGUAGGCCUCCCAAUUAAAGUAUGCAUAUGUGAUAUUUUUUUGGAAUCAACAUGCACUUUCAGAUACUUCUAUUGUUUGGUUUUUGUUGUUGUUAUUAUUUGUUCAUUUUAAAACUAUUAAAAACUCUGUAUUUGCUUUGGAGGAACUAUGUAUAAUGAGGAAAAAAAACACAGCCACUUUAUUUUGAAAUGAAGUAGAUCAACACACAGCGGAACAAACAGGAUUUUUUUUUCUUUUCAAAAAGAGAAGAAAACAUUUCAAUGUUUUGAAUGAUUUUUUCCCAGUAAUAUGAAAAGCUAAAACAAGAAAUUCCUUAUAAAUAUGAUAGGGUUUUACAAUUUUAUGAGGCUUUUUAUUGUAACUUUUAUGGAUCCAAGAGACGAAGAAGAUGAGAUAUUUUAGCAUUUAUAUUUUUCAAAAUUAAAUGUAUACUGAAAAUAAAAGUAACUUUAUUCA